Schistosoma margrebowiei is the source of this 3111-nucleotide messenger RNA. The record is from the annotation of a GenBank genome assembly. Lineage: Eukaryota; Metazoa; Platyhelminthes; Trematoda; Strigeidida; Schistosomatidae.
ACAUAUGUUAGUGAUUAUGUCGACGCAGUUGGUUACAAGUUUCUAAAAAGAGUGACACUGGAAUUUAUCCUCAGGGCAUCCAAAACGUUUUGUAUCAGUAACGUCAACGUCUGUCGUUCGAGAACAACUGAUAAAUUUACCAACAAGUUCGGGAAGGUGAAUUGGCGACAUUCAUAAUGCUGUUUAAUUACAAACGCGUUAAUUUUUACAUCAUCUGUUAAAUAUUGGUGGUGGUAUAGAAAAUGGAUGUUGAUGUCAUUCCAGAGUCACUGAAAACGGAAAUAGAAGAAAUAGCUCUAAAAUCGGGAAUUGAUGUACGUGAUUAUGCUGCUCAAGUUGAAUCAGAGUUAACGAAAAUAGAAGAAUCACUUAUAAAGACAUAUAUAACGGUCAGUCCUGAAGUAGCUAGUUUGCAUAACCAAAUUAUCUCAUGUGAUGCUAUCCUAGAGCGGAUAGAAAACAUACUGACUAAUUUUCAUGAAGAUUUGGGUGCCAUUAGCACAGAAAUUCAGGAUUUGCAAAGCAAAUCUCUACAAAUGAACACUCGGUUGCAAAACAGACAGGUUGUUCGGAGUAAUUUAAGCCAGUUUCUUUCAGAUAUGGCCAUUCCUGAAGAGCUUAUACGACAUAUCAUGUACACUCCUGUUACUGAACAAGAGUUCCUUGAAAACCUUCAUGAAUUAAAUCAUAAAAUGAAUUUCUCCUUAGAGCAAUCUAUGGUGGAUUACAAAUCAUUUAAUGAUGUUAGUGUACUUCUAAAAAAGUUGAGAAUUAAGGCUGUUACAAAAAUCCGGGAAUUUCUGUUGGGUAAAAUAUACUCCUUACGUAAGCCACUUACAAAUUAUCAAGUUCCUCAAAACCAAAUGCUGAAAUUUCGAUUUUACAAUUCGUUCCUCUUAGCUCAUGAUCGAGAGAUAGCUAAAGAAGUUAGGGUGGAGUAUAUCAAUACGAUGAGUAAAGUUUACUACGCCUAUUUUAAAGCUUAUGGUGGUAAAUUAACCAAAUUACAACUUGAUACAACUUAUGAAAAAGAUGAUUUAUUAGGGAAAAAUCCAGAUAAAUACAAUCCUGUAUCAUCUACAUCCAGUCUGAUGUUCAAUUCAAUUACUAAUGUUACUAAUAAUCCAACCGUAUCAGUGUCUUCUAAUUCUGGAACACGUGUUGGACUUUUUGGAUUAAGUGAUCGUGCACUUCGUGUACUUAGUAAAUCGAAUCUAGAAAGUGCUAUUAUUUUACCACAUGUGGCCAGCAACGUGGAUGCUAAAUACCCUAUUGAAGUUUUAUUUCGUUCCAUUCACUACGCGCUUCUGGAUACUGCAUGUCGAGAAUAUUAUUUUCUGUCAGAUUUCUUCCUUCUUAGCACGGAAACUGAGUCUGUUGAUUCACCAUUAUCUUGUGAUCAAAGUACACCCAAUCAAGGUCGAACUCAAAGUGGUGUAGCCUUAGCUCAUUUAUUCGAGCAAGUUAUGAGUCGUAGUUUAAGUUGGAUACAUAAAUUUACUGGGACUUUCAUGAUUUCUUCUUGUUCUCAUGAUGCGAUCGGUUUAUUAAUUUGUCUCCAGCUUUUACAUGCUUUGCUUCGUCUGGCUAAAGAGAGAGGGGUACCUGUGUUGGAUGAUUUUUGGGGUAAAAUGACUGAGACUUUGUGGGUACGUGUUACUGAUAGACUGGAUGUACAUAUAGCAUCCAUGCUGCAGUAUUUGGAUGUCAGCAGUUUUAGUACAGAUGCUCGUGAUAUUAUGAAGUCCAAUUUAUCCACCCUAAAUGUCAAUAUACCUACAAAUGCUACCGGAAAUACCGCUGUCAGUUUACACCCUAAAAUGUAUGCUCUUAUUCGUCCUCAUUGGAUAGCCAGACGUUAUGCUGAAUUAGCUGCUAGCCUACAUUCAAUCGGACAUCAAUUCCCUGGUACUCCACUUUUUGAUGACAGUAUGAGCAAAUCUAAGAGUUCAGAGAGUUCAAAUUUACAGUACUCUUUACACAAUGAACCAACAUUUCAACAAAAUCUUGCAAAUUUGAAGCCUGCUUUAGAUCCUCGUAUCCUUAGUCGUUUGGCUCAAUUGCAAAAUCAAUUCGAACAUGUACUGAAUUCUCUAGCCAAAACAUUUUCACGUCCAAAAUUAGCACACAUAUUUUUAAUCAACAAUUAUGAUUUGGUUAUAAGUGUACUAACUGAACAUGGAGCUGCUGAUUCUUCCGAGGUUGUUCGAUGUCGUGAAGCUGUAGCGAAGCAUAUGACAUCAUAUAUCGAUGAAGCCUUGUCACCUUAUUUUGGUUGUCUGAUAUCUUUUGUUCGCGAUGUUGAAGCCAGAUCAACUAGUGAAGGUCAUCAUCUGUCGAAAAAUCAAGACGAAGUGACCCAAAAUAUUCGUAGUGAGGAAGCUCGGGUAACACGAAUAGUGAAGGGUUUCAAUAUUGAUUGGAAGAAUUCGAUUGAAAAGAUACAUGAUGAAAUCAUGAUGGAGUUUGCCAAUUUUACCUUAGGAACACAAAUAUUUCAGGGUUUACUUGCUCAACUUAUUCAACACUACCAUCGUUUUCAAAAAGUGAUGACACAAAGUCCCUACAAAAAUAUGCCUAUACGUAAUCAAUUGGUAAAUAUACAUCAGAUUACAAAUGAAAUGAAAAAGUGUAAAACAAACUUUUCUUAAAGUUAAUUGAAUACAUCUUGCAUAACAUUGUCAUCAUCAUCAUCAUCAUCAUCAUUUUGGUAAACAUUUCAAAUCAUUCCAUUUUGUCGUUUUGGUUCUUUUUGUUGAGUUGUAUUUUAGUUAUUUUGUUCUUUACCUAUGUAUAAAGUGUUUUUCUUGCUACAACAAUGUGCUUUGAUGAUUUAGUUGUUGUUGGUGUUUAUGACUGACGAAUCUUUAUUUUCCAACCUCUAUUCUCAUAGUAUGUAUUCAUAUGUUCUUUCCUUGUUCAGCUUUAUUUACGAUGUGUUUUAUCAUCAGUAUUUUUAUUUUGGAAUAAUAGUUUUUAAUUUUUUGUUUUGUUAUUUAUCUUUGCUCUAUAUUUCCACUUAUCUUGCUUUGCCCUACUAUUUGUGUUUUUUUAACUGUGGUUGUGCUAGUGUAAUAUUUUUUGUUAAAAAAAAGAACCAAUGAUUCAGCU